Aspergillus ruber CBS 135680 is the source of this 570-nucleotide messenger RNA. RefSeq names its product DUF1772 domain-containing protein. Lineage: Eukaryota; Fungi; Ascomycota; Eurotiomycetes; Eurotiales; Aspergillaceae. The record is from RefSeq and is a predicted model, not a curated record. The transcript is spliced from 2 exons. The coding region runs from base 28 to 570 and encodes 180 amino acids.
ACAUAUAGCCUAGAGCAAAUCACAACUAUGAGCGAGUAUCCGACAGCAGUGCGCGUGGCGCAAGCCGUCGGCAUCAGUGGGUCCAUUUGGCUUUCCGGAAAUAUCUGUGGUCUCUCAGCCAUCGCCAUGCCCGUAUUCUUCCGCUCCAGACGAGAGGGCGGGGAGAAAGAUGAUAUCCUGCAGACCAAGCUAGCGCGGCAGUGGCAAUACUUCUACGACCACGGACACGCGCAGAACCCACCCAUCGCUGCUGUUACUGCAUGUGCUUAUGCGUAUCUGGGCUGGGCAGUUGGUUCGCGGAGCGAGUUAUUUUCUCGGCUUGCCGGGGCGAACACGGGACUUUUCUAUCGGAUCGCGGGGUUCUUGACGGUGGGGAUUGUGCCGUGGACAUUGGGUUUUAUGAUGCCAACGAAUUAUAAGCUCAUGGAGAUAGCGCAGGGUUUGGAGGGGAAGGAGGUUAGUGAUGAGGAAUUUGAUGGGUUGUUGGGUUACUGGCAGGUAACUAAUGCGAUUCGGGGGUUGUUUCCGCUUGCUGGGGGGCUUUUGGGACUUUUGACUGCGUUGUUAUAA